CAAGUUAUGAAUAGGAAUAUUGGUGUGUCUGUAAAGUGCAAAAUUAAGAAAAUUUUGUGUUAAAAGAUUAACCGCCAUUUCGAAAUUCUUCGACUCUCACCUCCACCUUUCGGAAGUCAUCAUUUUCCAUCAUCGGGGCAAUCAUCGCAUAACCUGUGAGAUUUUAUGGCGGCGAGAUGCGCUUUUUGCGCCGUGAGUUUUAAGUGAUUUACCUGCUUCAAAUUAAAGGUGAUUUAAUGGAGAACAUAACAAUCACACACUUUAUCAGUCCGCACAGCUUUUGGUUUAAGCUAGUCGACGAGCAGGACGACGAAAUUGAUGCAUUCCGAGCUAAACUGAAGAGAGCCAUGAAGGCGACCGAGAAUUGCGAUUCUUGGUCGCCGGUCAUUGGCGAGACGGUGGGGUACUAUCGACAGCACGCCGCGGUGUGGGACAGGGCGACUGUGCAGAACAUCGCCGCGGAUGGUGUCAUUACUCUUUGGCUGGAAGACAUGGGACUACCGGAGAAGGCAAAGAGGAAGCAAAUUAAGCCCAUGCCGAAAAACAUAGCGCCCCCGAUGCAGAUUGUUCGUCAGGGAGGUCUAGCGCUCACUCCAGUCAAGAAGAAAUACAACACAACGACUUUCAGUGUGAAUUUGGUGGACAGCGAGGAUUGGAGUCAAGAUGCCAUUGAACUGAUGAAGGAUGUCAUCAGUUGCGCUGAUAAGAUCUUGUUCGAGGUGAAGAUCACGCCUAAACCUGGACUUUGCUUUGGAAUUAUGCUCUUCCAUCUUCCGGAUGGGAAGAAAUUGACUGCUGAGGAGCUUCUGGCUGAUUUCAGUUGCAAAUCAGAUAGAUUCCUAGAAAUGAUUUAUCCACAUAAGAGUUCAACGUUGCAGCAGAAGUCCGAGGAGAUUGUCACGAGUGCUUCCACGUCCAGGGAUUUUGUCAGCAAUUGGGUGGAGAAGACAAUUGACGUGCAGAAUGAUGACUUCGAUGAGUCUGUGAGUACUUAUCAUCCUGCGGAGACUGCAAAGAUCUCAAAUGGCACGAGUCAUCCAGUCUUCAGGCAUCAGCACGAGACGGUUGUUGUUGUUGAGCCAUUGCGACGCCGUCUUGACACUCGACUGGCGACUACAGAGAUGCCUUACUCAAACAUUGAACUCGAUAGACCGAUCAGGGAGCAGUACGAGGCGAUGGCCAUGGCGGGUAAGAAGGCGUUCAAUGAGAAACAGCUAAGAAUGACUGAGAGCUCGAGGUCGAAGCUCACUCCGAUGCCUGGUGGGAUGUUGAAUGGAAAGGACUUGCCGAGGAUCAAUGGCAAGGCAAAGAAGCAAGACAAGAAGUUUAAACUUCCCAAGGAUGUGCCGGAGGAACAUGUGCAAGAGACUCAGCAGCAAACGCCAAAGAUUGAGGCCAAUUUGGAGGAUGAAUUUGAUUUCAAUUUGACGCCACGAUGCAAAAAGAUUAAUCCAUCUGUGAUUGAGAAGCCUCGCAUCUCUCACAGUGUCUAUAGUGACUGUGCGUCCAGGACUUCCAUGGAGGCGAGCACUAAGUAUGCUCUGAAGGCAUAUUUGGAGAAGCAGAGAUUGAGCUUGUCAUCGUCAGAGGACAAGGCAGUGAAGACUGCAAUGAAGCCUAACAGUCUCGAGACGGAUGUGAAGCAAUUGGGUGAGGCGGCGGUUGAUGCCACGGCGAAGAAGAGAUACCAGAGGGUUCUGGUGCACAGUCCGCUGGCCGUGAAGAUGGUGGAGAGGAUCACUGAGGCACCAUUUCGCCAGGAAGUGCAUGAUAAAUUGAGGCAGUCACGGAUUGCUGAUGUUCAUCGUGUUCAAUCGUUCGGAUGGCCUCACAUAUUCCGGGGUGGCUCGAUAAUCUUGAUUGGUCAGCGAAGGUCUGGAAAGACGCUGACCUAUCUGCCCAUGCUCUUCACACACUUGCUGAACAGGAAGGAGACAACACAGUCUGGCUACUCGCCCAUUGGGGCGUCGGCCAUCGUGAUUUGUGCCUCCAGCAAGAGUGUCACGAUCACGAGCACCACUUUCGUUGGCUAUCACGAUGUGAGGAAGAUGAAAUUGAAUGUGCUGGCAUCCACCAGUCCGUGCCACACGCAGCGGUACGUGAAGGAGCUGCAGAAUGGCUAUGAUGUGCUGUUUACCACGGCGCCGGCGCUCACGAGGCUGAUGCAGGAAGCGAAGCGCCAGACGGUGGAUCUGGUCACGCUGGACAAUGUGCAGUUCGUGGUGGUGGAUGACUAUGAUGCAAUUGUGGAGGAUUUCCGGCAGGAAUUGCACUCGCUGCUGAAUUUUCUCCUGUCACGCGUAGAUGAGUAUGGAAAGUGCCGCACUCAGGUGGUGCUCACGUCAUCCAAGUGGCUGCCGGAGUUCCGUGAGCAGUGGCAGCAAUUUGACAAUCCGAUGCUGUGCAUCACAUCGGGUGUGGAAUCGGCACUGUAUGCCAAUGCAAAAUUCAGUCUAGAGAUUAUGGACAGAGAGAUGAAGGCGAAUACAAUUCGGGAGAUUCUCACCACGGAGGCGUACUUCAAUGAGCCGACAAUGAUUGUGUGCAACACAGAAGAGGAAGUGGACUUCCUCACUGAUGUGCUGCUCAAAUUGUCCAUUUCGAUUAUGGCAUUCAAGGUGCCGAGUUUGGAGAAGUUUCAGAUGAAGGACAAAGCAGUGAUUCUCUGCACAGAUGCGUGCAUUUUGGAUGUGAAUGUGCGUGAUAUUCAGCAUCUAAUACAUUUCUCACUGCCAGAAAAAUGGAGUAUGUUCGAUAAGCGCUUUGUGGUGUGCUUUGACUACUAUGAGAAUCAAUUGGUGUGCAGUGAGACAACUAAGUCACCGGUGAUGAUACAUAUUUUCCUGGAUCAAGACAACGAUGUUCAGCUGCCGAAGCUUAUUCACUUCAUGCGAACACGCUUCAAGGAUGGUAAGAUUGCGCCAGAGAUAUUGCAGUGUGCCGAAGCGAAUUUGCAGCGUCGCGAAUGGGACAAGAUUUCACGAGAAGUGCGACUUUGUCCGGCUAUGAUGGAAUUUGGUGAGUGCAGAAUAAAUCAGCUUGACUGUGCAUCGCGUCACGUCUUCUGUGAUGCCGAUAAGCCAUCAAUUCUGCUGCCAAAGAUGAACUGUGUGCGCAUGAAGAUCCUCUCCGUGAUCUCACCGUUGCACUUCCAAUGUCACCUGUUGCAUGCCAUGAAGGAGAAAUCGGAUCACUUCAAGAAGUGGCGUGUGGUGAACAGCAGCGAUGGCUUUCUAACCUUCCAGCACGAUCUCAAUUGCCACAUGGUGGAGCAGGAGAACAAGAUUACGCCCGCGUCGGCCGAUGUGCGGGUGCAGGAUGUGUUUGUGAUUCAGUGCAAUGACAAUUACUGUCGCGUGCGUGUGGAGUUCGUGAAGAGGGAGCGCGGCAUGGCACUGGUCACCAUCUCGGGUGUGGAUUUGCCGGUGACGAAGAGACAAGUGCAGGCGCAGGAUUUGCUACUGCUGCCCGAUGAGUUUCGUGCCUUUCCGCAGCAACUCAUUGACGUGCGACUGUUCGGAUUAGUGCCCAACGACUACGAAAUGCAGUGGGACAGCAAUAGCACCAAAGAGGUCAAGAGUUGGGUGGAACCUUCGCAGACUUCUGAGUAUCUGUCCUUCAUUGGCCAAAUUGAUCUCACACUGAAGAAUACCAUUUACGUGAAAUCUCUCUUUUGUGUUGAAUUCGUCGACAGUCAUCAGUCAAAUUUUGUGCAGCGUGACUUAAGAAAGGUUCUGCUGAGGAAUCAAAUCGCAGUGGAGAUUGAGGAGGAGAAGAUGCAGUUCAUCAAGGAUUUGGCUAUUCACUAUGGGAUUUACAGUGAGGAGGAGUUCAUGCCGGUGGAUGAUGAUGCUGAUGAGGCACCGAGAAGGAUUGAGCGUGAGAUGGAGGAGGAGAAUUGGAUGAGAUUGGAGCAUGAAGAGAUCACUAGUAUUUAUGUGUUGAGCUUUGAGUCGCUGUUUGAGUUCUACGUGCAGGAUUUGAGAAAGGCGAAGGACUUGCGACGAUUGAAGGAAAAUAUUGCUGACUUUGUGGGAAUGAGAGAGAAUCUGAAGCCUCUGGAGACGCCAAAUGUUGGUGAUUACUGUCUGAUUGAGUUCGAAGGGGAGUUUUGCAGAGGAAAGGUGUGGCAGGAGGCAUCUGAUGGUGAUGAUGAGUACUGUGUCUUCUUCGUGGAUGAGGGCAUUAGUGAGUACUAUCAAUCAUCGCAGAUGUUCGAAGCUUCGCCUGAGAUUGUCUCAGACUUUCCAUUCUUCGCAAUUCGCUGCUCGAUGGCUGGAGUGAAGGCGAAAAACCAGAUGGAGGCGACGCAGGAGGAGUUGGAUGAGAUCUUUGAGAAGUUUAUCAAGGAGCAAAAUGAUUGUCUCAUUCUGCACGCUUGUGCUGUGGACGAGUGCACUUUGAGGUACAAAGACAUCUGGAAAUUGACCAAAUACUCCAUUAUCCUGCUGGCUGAGGAUCCGAAGGAGCAUGUAGUGAUCAACGAGAGACUUGUGGAGGCGAAUUACUGUGACAGAGAUGAGAAGAAGUGGACAUUGGUGGUGGAUUUCCUUAAGGAUAGAGAAUUGUCACAGCAACUGUCGGUGCGCGAACGUGAUGAGGCUGAGGAAGAGGUGCCGAAUUGGGAUGAUAAGAUUCCCGCCAAUGUCGUGAAGACGUCGAAGAAGGUGGAGAAGGUGACUGAAGAGAUUCUGGACUCUGAUGACACGACUUCAUCUGUCACACCACCUCCGGAACCGUUCUUUCCAGCGCCAUCCGUUCAAUGGCAUCAGACUGAUCAGGAGAUUAUCCUGACUGUUAGUGCUGUGGAUAUGAAGAGUCAUCAUCUCUCAGUGCAUCCCAUGUUCCUCACUCUCUGCAUUGUCUUCGAGGACAGACCGCAGCAAGGCUGUGUGAUCAACUUUUUCGGCUGUGUGGAUGAGGAGAAGACAGUGGUGAAGAAGCGAGCGAACUCAUUGACCAUCAAGCUGUGCAAAUCCCUGCCCGGGAAGCAAUUCCACUGGCCAUACUUCAUGGAUCCACCUGAGAAGGUUCCGUGGCUCAAGCCGGCCAUUCUCGUGGAUUCCAGCGAUUCAGAGAACGAAGGAGAGAUUGUGAAGCGCCGCCACAUUGAUAUGGAGACGGAUUCUGAUCAUGUGGACAGUGAGGAAGAGCAAGCGGAUUCUGACAAUGAACUCUUCUUUGAUGGCUUCGAAAAUCGUCAAGUGAUCUAUGAUUAGUCUGAUUCUGUGCCAUUUUGUUGAACUACUUUUUGAUAUCUCGAAUAUAUUGAAGUUAAACUCGUUG
This is a messenger RNA of Phlebotomus argentipes, 5286 nucleotides long. Its product is annotated as putative ATP-dependent RNA helicase SoYb. The record is from RefSeq and is a predicted model, not a curated record. Gene Ontology annotation, molecular function: nucleic acid binding; ATP binding. Bases 237 to 5219 code for a protein of 1660 amino acids. Gene Ontology annotation, biological process: germ-line stem cell division; transposable element silencing. The transcript has 10 exons. NCBI's taxonomy places the organism in Eukaryota, Metazoa, Arthropoda, Insecta, Diptera, Psychodidae.